This is a messenger RNA of Linepithema humile (Argentine ant), 1778 nucleotides long. NCBI's taxonomy places the organism in Eukaryota, Metazoa, Arthropoda, Insecta, Hymenoptera, Formicidae. The record is from RefSeq and is a predicted model, not a curated record.
CGUGUGCACGUCGUUUGUUCGAGGAAUCGAUCGCGACCGACGUUUUACGGUGAUUACACGAUCUAGAAUAAUUUAUGUCGACAAGCAUACGAGGUGCGUGACGGAUUCGUGCGUGCGACACUCGUCAGGUUUGUUCUUUGGAAGUUGAUUCAAUGAAUCAUUAAGAAUGGCUGACACAGAGUCAGUUACGGAACAUACAGAAGAAUCAGAGAAACAAGAUGAUCCUAUGAAGAACUAUGAGUUUGACGGCCAAACUUAUAUCUAUACUGACAAAGCAACAAACAUUACCUACAAAUUUGACCAAGAGAACAAUAAAUGGGUGGUGAAGGAAGAUAAUAAAGAAAGCGUUGAUAAGAAGGAGAGCUCCGAUAAUAAGAAUUCUGAUGGGAUGAAAAAGAAAGAAAGCAUUUGUCCUGAAGUUAGUGCAACUGGUGCUUUUGGCUUUGAGAACGACACACAUACUUAUACAGAUCCAAAUGAUGGCAGCGUGUACUUCUGGGACAAAGAAAAGAACGCCUGGUUUCCAAAAGUUGAUGAGGAUUUCAUGGCUAGAUACCAGAUGAAUUACGGUUUCACAGAUACCAGCGUAUCGCAGCCAAAACCACCAGAACCUGAACAACCUCCGCCUCCACAAAAGGCUAAGGAAGAGAAGGAGCAGAGGAAAGCAGAAGCCAAGCGAAAAGCUCAGGAACCACCAACUUGGUUUGAGGUCGACGAGGCGCACAACACCGCUAUCUACGUAUCGGGCCUACCUCUGGAUAUUACUAUAGAAGAACUCACGCAACUUUUCGCCAAGUGUGGCCUCAUAGCAAGGGAUGAGAGAGGGAAGGACAAGAUCAAACUCUACAAAGAUGGCAAUGGUGAACCAAAGGGGGAUGCUCUCUGCACCUACAUCAAGGUCGAGUCGGUGGAUCUGGCGCUGAAAAUCUUAGACGUCUCGCAAAUCCGAGGAAAAACGCUGUCGGUUCAGAGGGCGAAGUUUCAGAUGAAGGGCGCAUACGAUCCCGCGUUGAAGCCGAAGCGGAAAAAAAAGGACAAGGCGCAGAAGAAGAUGCAAGAAAAAUUAUUCGAUUGGCGACCGGAGCGCAUGCGGGGUGAACCGUUGAAGUGUGAAAGGGUUGUUAUUAUAAAGAACCUUUUCACCCCGGAAGAUUUCGACAAAGAGGUGCAGCUGCUUCUGGAGUAUCAACAGGAUAUCCGAUCCGAGUGUCUGAAGUGCGGGGACGUCAGAAAAGUCAUCAUUUAUGAUAGGCAUCCUGAAGGAGUAGCGCAGGUCACAUUCCGAGAGCCGGCAGAAGCACAAGCCUGUGUGCAGCUUUUGAACGGCCGUUGGUUCAGCAAGAGGCAGAUCUCGGCGGAGAUCUGGGACGGCAAAACCAAGUACAAAAUUACAGAAACUGAUGCAGAAAUUGAAGCGCGAUUGGAUAAGUGGGACAAAUAUUUAGAGCAAGAAGAUGAAGAAAAGGAGAAGGCGCGGGCAGCGAAAAGUAGUCGCGAAGAACAAAAAGGAUCGCAAUGAGAUUGCGUCCUGAAAUAAAAUUGUAAUAUUUUGCGAAUUCUAUUUUCUUGAUUUACAGAAGUACUCGUCGUCGUUUCAUUGAAUGUUGAACUCAAAGGUUUUUCCUUGGGCGUUUUAAUGAGAAUGCGAUGAUUAAUCGAUCCUGUCACAACGGCGUGGUUGUGAUUAUAAGUUGCUCGCAAUCUUUGUCGCUGAAUCGGCGCUACUGUUGCAUUAGUAAUAUAUUUUAGUCAUUGCAACAAUAAAGCUAUCUCUCCGA